AUGACGGAUUCGGUUGUCGUGGAGGGAUAUGUCAAAAUCAGAGAUGGGAAAAAGUGGAAGACUAGAUGGAUCGUGCUGCGCAAGCCAUCUCCCGUAGCAGAUUGCCUCGUGCUGCUGGUUUUUAAGGACAAGUUGGACAAAGUGCAGGGCCAUAAAGAGAGAGGCAGCGUCAUCCUGGAGGACAUCUGCGGCCUGGAGACGGGACAGUGGUUUGAAGGAGUGGGACACACGCUGGCCAUCCUUUGUCUGUGCCAGGCGGCUGUGUUGGGCUUCGACAGUAAAGAGGCCCUCCUCGCCUGGGACGUCCGCAUACGAUACAGCCUCGGGGAAGUUCACAGAUUUAACGUCGGAGUCUUACCAGGGACCAAAUUGGAGAGCGGACCCGCAACCCUUCAUUUGUGCAACAACUUGCUCGCCUUGGCUCGGGACGUCCCCCCUCUUAUCAUUGGACAUUGGAACCUUCCGGAUCUGCGCAGAUAUGGACCCGUACCAAAUGGAUUCGUAUUUGAGGGAGGGACACGCUGCGGUUACUGGGCUGGAGUUUUCUUCCUGGCGUCUGCGGAGAGCGAGCAGAUCAGCUUUCUGUUCGACUGUAUCGUCCGAGGUAUCUCCCCCACCAGAGGCCCUUUUGGAGUGCGGCCAAUCCUGCCGGACCCCAGUGGCAGCCAGGCGUAUUCAGAGGAGAGGGCCAACCACGAGGCGCAGGAGUUGGAGAAACGACUGAGUUUGCUGUCACACCAGAGCAGUACAGUCUCGUCCACAUAUGGGCCGUCCACGGGCGGAGAUGACGACCGAAGCAUAUCAGGCUCUUCAGACACAUCAGACACCAGCCAUUCAGACUGCAGCAUUGGCAGCCGACUGGCUAUCUGGACCGAAACUGCCACGCUUCCCAACCCCUCCGAGAACACAGGGCAGUCCAGAGUACCCCAACAGAGCAUAGACAAGCUGUCAGUCAACCAGGGAGGCGGACACCGCCCUGUGGUCAAGCAUCCUCGCCAGCUCCAGGAAAUUGGCCGUCAAAGCUCAUCCGACAGCGGCAUUGCCACAGGGAGCCACUCAUCUUAUUCUGGAAGUUUCUCCUCCUACACCGGAAGCUUGGAUAUUGCUCAAGGGGAGGAUUUUGGGUCCGUAUUCAGCUUGCCUCCACACUUUGCUGCAGAUGUUAGCCCUUGUACCUGCCCCCCAGCACCGGGACAUGAGUAUCAGGUUCCCACAUCACUGAGGUAUGUCUAUGACACUCCUCGUAACGUAUUGCAAGAGGAAGGAGGGGCCGCCAAAGACAAUGAACCCUCCAUAUCAGUCAAGGACAACGCUGCCCUGUUGACACUCUCUCUGGAGUCAUCGGAGGGCCAUAAGAGGGAUUCCAGCAUCUCUGAGGCUUGUUUGGAAGCCGCUGAGAUGCAGUCUACAGCUGAGCCCUCACAAAGCUGCACAGAGGAAGAUAGGAAGGUCAAGGUGGCACCCUCUAGUGACAGCCAACAUCCUGACGCCUGCCAGAUCUGCAGCACAGUUACAGUCACAACAGCCUCGAAAACCAUCUUCGCCAUCUGUUCCACCUGUGGAGGGUUUAAGGCGACGCCGCACGCCGCUCCCGGAGGCCCGGCGAUCCCCGCUGUGCCAGAUCAAAUUGACAAAUGGCCAUGCAGACCCAACGCCUCCGUUGGAUACGAUAACGUGUUUACGGUACAGAAAACUCCGGAGGCUGACGCGUCUCCCGCCCCGGAGGCCUUCCUCAGCUCAGAGACGCCGAAGAGGAAGGAGGAGGAAGCGGCCCCACCGAGGAAAGGAAGAGAGAAACUGGCCGGCCUCUUGGCCGACCUCUUAGGCUGUCCAAGCACCGAGAGGGGGCCGGAGGCAAAGAACAAGAGAUUGAACUUGUACGAGUCGAUGAGCUCUGCGUUUGGGGACGAGCUCAAGUCCAAGUCCUGGGUUACCGACACGCACGCCGCGAGAUCACAUCCAGGCAAAAGGAACGCCAUUUAUGAAAACUGUCUCAAGUGUAAAGGGGACCACUGCCACCCGCCUCCUCCGGUCCCACCUGCGAAAAGCUACAAUAGCGGUUCCUCUUUACCGUCCGGGGAGAAGGCCUGCACCGACCCCGGCCGAGCGAUGCCCUCCGGGCCCUUCCUGGAGAAACGCCUUGCCCACGAAGCGGCCGCAAACGAGGAGCCUCACGUCCGCAGUUGUGCAGCGUGGGGCGAGGAUGGAGAGGGUCAUUAUGAGGAGAUGAGUGGUCAUUCUGUGACCGGGAAAGAAAAAAGGCUUAAUAGUAAGGAGGAAAGGCGGAAAAUCCAUCCUGCUUAUGAGGUCAUGGAGAGUCGAGUGCGGGAGAAGAAUUCAGAGACAGAGGAGAAAACCAAGUAUGAGUUUAUAGACAGCUGUGGACACCAGAGGUUCCCUCAGGAGACUGAAGGGGCGGUGUUUGUGUUCCCACCGGAGGCGCCGGUUUCUGAGAGGUCACGGGGUGAUGGGGUCACCUACGUGAACAUCCCCGUCAGUCCCACUUCCAAGAAGCAGAUCAACUACAUGGAGCUGGAGCUUCAGGAGCCCGGCCCCGGGAUCCGCGCAACUGGGACACAUUUAUACGCUCAGAUCGACAUCACCGCGACGGAGACGGCGCACAAGGUGGGCACGCAGCACGCGCUGGGCCGGGAAGAAGGCCUUCACACUCUGGAUCUAAGGAGGAGAGGAGCGCCGCCGCAGUGA
Messenger RNA from Lampris incognitus (smalleye Pacific opah), 2706 nucleotides. RefSeq names its product protein Dok-7-like. Gene Ontology annotation, biological process: positive regulation of protein tyrosine kinase activity; neuromuscular junction development. The record is from RefSeq and is a predicted model, not a curated record. The coding region runs from base 1 to 2706 and encodes 901 amino acids. Gene Ontology annotation, molecular function: protein kinase binding. Lineage: Eukaryota; Metazoa; Chordata; Actinopteri; Lampriformes; Lampridae. The transcript has 14 exons.